AUGAAGCAGGUGGUGGCGAGCGUGUGUGACAAACAAGCCGUGCGGGAAGCCAUGAAGGGCGUCGACGCGGUGAUCCACUGCGCAGCGCUUGUUCCUGUCACUCUCAUCGAAGACGCAGAUGCGAUGGAAAAAGUCAACGUGCAGGGUACACGGAACGUGGUGGACGCCUGCCUGGAAGAGAGUGUAACGUACCUCGUCUACACGGGAAGCGUCGGCGUGAUUCUAGAUGGAGCCACACGUGCUCACGAGGGCCCGUACGCCGAGACGAAAGCACUGGCUGAAAGCUCGUGUGUGAUGCCAGCGGAAGCUCUCAGAAAUGGGCUACGUCGGCUGCAUACCAUCGUCAUCCGGCUGCCACUAAUGUACGGAGAGCUGGAUCAUGUUUUUGUCCCGUCGUUGGUCAGGUGGUCUAAGAGAAUGUUCAACGUCUUCUUUAGACUGGGAACGGGGUUUCCGGUUAUCUACGCGGGCAACGCGGCCUCCCUCCACGUUCGCGCACUGGAUGCCAUGUGCGAGGACUCGACGCUGUCCGGCCUCUGCGUCGCGGCGGUCGAUGACACGCCCGUCGACGGAGUCGCCUUUCUGUCACCCCUGGUCGUGGGACACGGCAUAAGUGUUUCCAAGGGAGCAGUGCCCUAUCCGUUGGCCAUAGCCUUCGCUGUGUGCACCAGGGGCAUCGCCAAAGCGCUCGCGCCGCUGUUCCCCGGCGUUCGCGUAGCCAUGUUGCCAAAGCCAUCGGAUGUCCGAUUCAUGUACAAGGGGGCCUUCUUCAACGGGUCUGAAGCCAAGGAGGUACUCGCUUGGAGGCCCAAGUAUUCGCCACAGGAGGCUGUCCGAAUGUCGCGCUCGUUCUACGAUGCGCUGUGACGAUGGUGUGAACAGGUAAAGUGCGGUUCACGAGAUAAGGCGCUGAGCAAAGCUUCACGGGCCGUCCAAUCACCCUCAGAAAGCGGAUCGAAGAAGCGUACGCUGCCGAUGCUCACCGCUGGAGCAAGCCAAUAAGGCAGAAGCUGGUGGACAGCGCUAGUGGCACCUGAAUUCCAAUGGCGGUUCAUGGGUAUCAAAAG
This is a messenger RNA of Dermacentor silvarum, 1067 nucleotides long. RefSeq lists its product as uncharacterized. Bases 1 to 867 code for a protein of 288 amino acids. The record is from RefSeq and is a predicted model, not a curated record. Gene Ontology annotation, biological process: steroid biosynthetic process. NCBI's taxonomy places the organism in Eukaryota, Metazoa, Arthropoda, Arachnida, Ixodida, Ixodidae. Gene Ontology annotation, molecular function: 3-beta-hydroxy-Delta5-steroid dehydrogenase (NAD+) activity. The transcript has 5 exons.